Molecule: messenger RNA, 1094 nt
Organism: Orbicella faveolata
Lineage: Eukaryota; Metazoa; Cnidaria; Anthozoa; Scleractinia; Merulinidae
Source: RefSeq, a predicted model, not a curated record
CUUUUAAUUUCUGAAGUCUUGAUAUUGGAUUCGUGAGCGUUCUAAAUCGGGUUUUGACGCCGUUUUGAAGGGCAUUAUUCAGCAGUUUUGUUUCCUUUCAAUUGGUUGCUAGGUGUACCUUGUACGUGCUGGUAGAUUGGCCUAAAUAUAAUAAAUAGCAAACGUUACGUUGACUGUGAAACUUGCAUAACACAUUGGUAUAAAUAACGACGGUACUGGGAACCAUGCAUUUCGACAUAGCCAUUGACCUGAUUAAAACAACUUUUAAGAAAGUGGACUAAAUGGAUAAAGCACCGUACAUUUUGCUCAUUGUAACCGGGUAUACUUUCUUGGUGGGCUCAGUGGAGACCAAGUCACAAAGUGCUUGCUUCAGCUCACUUUUCAUAUAUGAAAGAGAAUGUGGUGGAGGCCAUCUUUUUAAGAUUCACACAGGCAGACGUAACAUUUCUUCGGCUGUGAAGCGCCAAUUUGACGUAUCAGUAACUGGAACAAGCACCACAGACAAAAGGACUAGAUUUACAGUUGUGGACGUCGACGCUAGUACAAACAGGAAGUGCAUUCAAUUCAUCGAUAAACGCGGUACUACCUAUGCAUUGAAGGUCAUCAAUGGUACGAAUCUUCCGCGAUUCGAGCAAUACGAUGGAUGUAAAAAUUCAACUAGUAAUGAUUUCCUGUUUGAAGAAACCGAAACCGGCCUCGUCGAAGGAAUGAAAACAUUCACAUAUGAACAUAAACGCAGUGGUGUCAGUGGCAAGAUGUGUCUUGGUGUUAUUGGAGGCUGUGAUAAAAAAUUGUAUCUGUUAAGUCCAGGUGGUCCUAAUGACAGGCGCUGUCUAUUUUGGAAAAUAAUCGUGUAAAUAGCGUCAAGAUAUUUCGUGUUUUGAAUAAAAUGAACGAAAGGAAAUCAGCAUUGGUGGUAAAUUUAGCCUGGGAUUACGCAGACAGGGACCAUGGAGACGGAGGGCUAUGAGGGGAGGGGGAGUGGGGGAUGGGGCUUUAGCCCCAAACCCCAAUUUCAAGCAAAAAUUACAUAAAAUAAUAAUUUUACAAAUAUCUCCAGACCCCCUACAAGGCAGCGUCUCUGGCGCUUGUAA